AUGGCGGCGGUUUCAAUUCUUACUUCGGCUGCAGCUUUCGACAAGCAAUGUGAAAGAGUGGGUUUGGCAGCAGAGUGGAUCGCCGCCAUGCAAGCUUCAGGCAUCACGACACUGGGUAAGUUGAGCUAUGCAGUUUCGCUUCCAGGGACGCAACCCACAGCUGACGAGAUGGAUAACUUCACUGCAACAUUGAGGCCCGGUGCGAGAGUCACUUUGGGUGACAGCUCCGCGAUAAAACAGCUUAUCUUCGAAGCUCAGACCAUGACGGUUGCUGAGCUCCGAGCUACCAUGCAGUCCAGUGACGAGGUGUCCUGGAAGCUUCCGGCGUCGGAGCGCUCAAUGCGCAUCGAAGAUCAGAAGCAACGCCUUAAGGGUCUCCCGUUGGAGGGCCCUUUGUCCGUAGCCCACUGCGUGUAUGACAAGCUCGCAAACAUGCGCGAGAACGACGAGCUGAAAUACCUCUCCCCCGGUGAGUGCAUCACCCGUGAUGCGGAGCUUUGCUGUGAGAAGCCUCCCAAAGCCUUGCAGCUCGAUGCUAACAAAAUGGGCAUUGUGGUGAAGGAUGAGGAAGCCCUGGCCACCAUGUCGGUCGACAGCGAUUUGCAGCUUUAUCAGGCCAUGAUGAGACGGGCACUGGCCAUGGACCUUGUUGGCUUGGCUUCUUAUGAUAUGGUGCAGAAGUGGAAUGAACGGCUCUUUCGCAUUAUGAGCCAGGACCCACCACCGGAGUUCCAGAAGGUCUCGAGAGCACAGGUGCUGAGGGCAGACCGGCAAUGCUUUCUGGAGCUUGCUCGCACGUGCAAUGGGAAUCUGAAGCCUGACGCAAAAGGCGUGCUCCCGCUCGACAAAGAGUUUGAGAAGCUGGAGUACAACCAAUCGGUCAUGUACUUUCUGCUACCUGUCAAAGGUAAGGGCAAGGGCUCCGGCAAGCCCGGCGACAAAGGCAAUGGAAGGAAGCGCACUCAGGACACAACAGGUGAUGGCAAAAACAAGAAGUUGAAGAUUACCCGCGACCCGAUACCAGAUGCCUUGAAGGGUGACCUCAUUGCGCAUGUUGUUCCCGAAGAGUGUGAGGCAGCUGCGGCACCGAUCGUUCCAAUGGAUAUUCUGUCUCCGGGUGCCCGCGUUCUAUCUUUCCAAAUCGUCAGAAAUCUUCGCAUCCUUCUUGUGACGUCAUCGUUCUGGACAACAGACUUCGGUAAGAGCUUACUGGAAUCAUCGGUCGACAUCGACCUUAAAGCCUUUGGCUCUCCAACACCGGGUUGCAUUCGAUUUGCAUCCUCCAUGCCACUCGUCCUUCGGUCCUGUGCAAGCUUAGCGGCUGCCAGUCGCCAAAAGCCUUCCACAGACAUUGCGCUGGGGCAGCUCUACCGUGCGCUUGCAUCGGUCAUGCUUGAGCAUCUGCAUGUUCGCACCCCGCCAGUGCCACCACUUGCUGCAGCUCAGGUGCACCGCGCUUCGCAGGUUGAUGCAUCGCUCGACGAACACAAUCCAGAUGCCUCGGACAUGUCAGGUGGUGUGCAGCAGGCAGCACCCCCUCCUUGUGGUUUCGCCGGCUCGCUGCUAUGUGCGACCGAGUGUGAAGCAGAGAUGCUGGCCUCGAAUCUUGAUGCUAGGGUGGAUGCCAGCAGCCUUGUCAGUAUCUUCGAGGCCCUACCAGCCGAAGUGCCAGCACGUGGUGUUGAUGAUGCUCGUGAGAAAGCUUGGACUGCGGGAGCUUAUUCCCAGAACAAGCUAUGUGGUCUGCGGAAGCAUACCAGAGCUUUCCCUCGUGUUGUCUCUGCUGCUGUCAGGUACUUGCGUGGAUGUUUCCCAGGUGCGUGCUUCGCGACGAUUGCCUUUUAUUCCAACGUUUGCACUCCGAUGCACAGGGAUUCGAAUAACUUGGAAGGCACACUGAACUACGUUGCUCCCCUCCUUUCAAAGAUGGAGGCAUUUGGGUGCAAGAUGACGAGGGCAAUCAUUCCCGGAUGA
This is a messenger RNA of Symbiodinium sp. CCMP2592, 1974 nucleotides long. The record is from the annotation of a GenBank genome assembly. Lineage: Eukaryota; Dinophyceae; Suessiales; Symbiodiniaceae.